GGGAGCAGAAUGUUGAGAUGUUUGAACACUAGUGACAUAUAUAUCUACCAUUAUGAAAUUUUUAUUCCUGUAACAGUUUGUUUCAUGUUUUAGAAGUGCCUGUGAUUUCUUUUAUUGUUGAUAAGGAUUAUUUCGUGUCGAUUAAAGGAUAAAGGUGUAAAAUAGUAUUCAAAAUGACCGAUCUUUCAGUUUCAUCUGGUGUUUUUAGAAGCUUACAAACACUGGAUGUGAAAAGAAUUGCCAAUUUUUCAGUUAAAGAAUUAAGACCAGUUUUACCAUGCCUUGUGAGAAUGAGUCUUAUUUCACCAGUGGAUGUAACUAAAAAAUGCACCGAAAACAAAAAAGAAAUUCUUACUGUUCUUUCCGGAAUUGAGAUGGUGAAUUCGAUCGUUGCUCUCCUCUCUAUUGAUUUUCAUGCAUUAGAAAUCGAAGUGAAGAAGGAACAACAAUUGAGGCAAAAGGGAGGUAGUGUACAGUCUGACGGACUUUUGGUUCAGUCAAUUCAAAAUGGUUUAGCAAUGGAAUUUGAAAGAUCUGACCCUACCAGAAGAUUGAGAUUGGUUCUAAGUGAAAUAUUGUACAUUGCUUCUCAGGUCCAGGAAGAACAGCAGCAACAAAGGAACAUUUUGGAUACUUAUGUUAAACAUUCUGACCUGUUUGAGAAUAUUGUGUAUAUUCCUGAAAUCUGUGAUGUCUUGAAUAUUGCUUUAUCAGAACUUCCUGCUUUACUUUCUCCAGUUGAUAUAGCUGAAACACUUCUCCAUAUGAAAUAUGGGCCGGAUAUAAUUUGUUGGAUUGUCGCUAAUUCACCUGACGUAUUUUGGGAAGUUUGUAAAAGCUUGGUUGCCAACUCCGAUAAAAUGGAGGAUGAAAAUAAUGGUGGAAGGAUUCGUAUUGAAGCCCUGACAAAACUGUGUCGAAUGUGCCCUUCCAUGGCUCUAGCAGUCCGUUCAAAAUGUGUGGAAUUGUGUCGAAUGCCUGCUUUAGCCAUCACUUUAACGCUUGACCCUACUAUACCUGUACCUGGUCUUGACAGUUCAAUUCGUGAUGCAGUGGCUUUUGUAUCAAGCCUUCUUCUUGGAAGUGAUCAACAAGUGAGAAAUUGGUUUUCUGGUUUCAUAAGGGGCCGCCAAAAGAGAAAUCGAGAAGCUAAUAGUAGCUUACAAGCUUUAAGAGAUGAACUUUUAAACUAUUUGAAUACCAUUGUCUCAGAAAGUGAAUCUUUAUCUGAAUCAUGUGUUGUCCAAGCUUCUUCAUUGCUACGGCUAUAUUGUGCUCUUCGAGGGAUAGCAGGGAUCAAACUUCAAGAAGAGGAAAUUUCCUUGCUGGUGAAACUGGUUACUUCCCGCCCCCCAGCCACUCCUGCAGGCGUAAGAUUUGUUUCACUCGGCCUUUGCAUGCUGAUUGCUUGCCCUUCAUUAAUUACCAAUCAUGAGGCUAACUGCAUCCAGUGGGUCCAGUGGCUGGCCAGUGAAGAAGCCUACUUGGAAAGUUCCAGUGGUGUUACUUCUUCAUUCGGGGAAAUGCUGUUACUGAUGGCGAUUCAUUUUCAUAGUAAUCAAUUGAGUGCUAUUAUAGAAUUGGUUUGUUCUACUCUGGGAAUGAAAGUUCCAAUUAGACAUAACACCAUGACAAGAAUGAAGCACGUAUUCACCCAUGAUAUCUUCACGGAACAAGUAGUUACUGCUCAUGCUGUUAAAGUUCCAGUCACUUUAAAUUUAAAUGCUAAUAUAAGUGGAUUUUUACCUGUUCAUUGUAUUCACCAGCUGUUGAAAAGUAGGGCUUUUACUAAGUAUAAAGUUCCCAUUAAAGAUUGGAUAUACAGGCAACUUUGCUCGAGUAUACCUCCCCUCCAUCCAGUUCUUCCGGCUUUGGUUGAAGUGUAUGUAAAUUCUAUUCUAAUGCCAGUUGGGAAAUUUUCCAUUGAAAGCACCAAUCAACCAAUAAUGGAAGAUGAAAUUCGAGCUAUAUUUUCUAAUUCUCUUAUAAAAAAGAAUCAUGGAAAUAGAGAUACCAAAAAAUCCCUAACACCACAAUUGCUGAUGCUGUAUUAUCUUCUUCAUUAUGAAGACGUGAGGCUUUCUUCAGCUGCUCAGCCAACCAGACAUCGGGUAAAAGCAUAUUCGCAAGAAUUUCUGUCUGAGUUACCAAUAAAGUAUCUUUUACAACAAGCUCAAAAGGACCAAGCUAGCUAUAGUGGUAUUUUUUCAUCUCUGUUAAGACUACUUGCAACACAUUUUCCACAUCUUUGCUUGGUUGAUGAUUGGAUGGAGCGUCAGUCCCACAGCAUUGGAAUGCUAUAUGCUGGAGGUCCUGAUGAAAAACAUUUAACAUUAACAGAAGAAAACAUUGAGCAUGGUUUAAGUAUGAUGACAGUUUGCCCAUCUCACACUGGCCAAGUUUUAGGAAAUCUACUAGACUUGCCCCCUUCAGACUUGUGGGAAUUCGCUCCAGUAAUUAUGAAACAUUUUAGACAGGCUCUAGAUCAAUCCGUGCCUAGGUAUAUUCAAGAACUAUAUAAACAAGUUUGGUUGAGAUUAAAUUCUGUAUUACCCCGUUGUUUAUGGGUAAUGACUAUUAAUGCACUGCUUCCUGAAUCUCCAUCAAACAUACCUACUACUCCAUUAACUCAAGAAAAUAUUGUGCUGGAUCCUCUCCAGGUUCUACGAUGUGAUCCAAGGAUUUUCAGGUGUGCUCCACUGUUGAGUGUGGUUCUUCGAGUUCUUGAAUCAUGCCUAGCUGCUUCACAGAGUCAGCUAGCCCGUCACAUACUAGACCAUCCUCUGGACAGAGGCCAGCACUGCAGCGAUACUGAUAGAGAAGAAUUGAGAUCUGCUCUUGUCUCAGCACAAGAUAGUUUAGCUGUUCAGAUUCUUUUGGAAGCAUGUCUUUUUUCUAAUGAAGAUAUGGAAGUUCGAGGUCAAAAAUGGGCUCUACGAGAAGUGAGAAGUGUUAUAUGUUCUUAUUUACACCAGCGGUUUAUUGCUGAUCCUUCUCUUGCAAAACUUAUUCAUUUCCAGGGGUACACUCGGGAUCUACUUCCUGUUGCUAUCGCUGGCGUCCCUUCUCUACAUAUUUGUCUGGACUUCAUACCAGAACUUUUAAGUCAGCCUGUGCUUGAAAAACAAGUAUUUGCCAUUGAUUUGGCUUCUUAUUUGGCAUUGCAGUAUUCACUGCCUAAAGCCCUUAGUGUGUCACGAUUAGCCAUUAAUACACUAUCAACACUAUUAACAGUUCUUCCAAAACAGAGCAGAACCGAAUUGUUUUCUAACACAUUGGAAUGCCUUGCUAGAAUUUGUGAAGCCUUCCCGCCUCUGACAGAAGAUGUAGUUUCUCUUUUACUUCAGUUAGGAAGAAUAGCCAGGUCUGAAGCAUCAAUCUCUGGACCUUGGGCCUGGCCAGACGAAGGUUACCAGGCAAAUCCUGGUGAUCUCGUUCCUCUGAGACCAUUCCCACUUGCUAAAAAAGUUGAAGAAAUAUUUGUUCAAAUUAUGAAAAGAGCUAUUCUCAGAACUGAUAUAUAUUAAGAUUUGAAAUGUUAUUUUUGACCGUAGAUUUAUCAAAUCUGUACAGUGUAUAUUUUAAAAAAUGAAUUUUUGUAAAUC
Molecule: messenger RNA, 3605 nt
Organism: Nezara viridula (southern green stink bug)
Lineage: Eukaryota; Metazoa; Arthropoda; Insecta; Hemiptera; Pentatomidae
Source: the annotation of a GenBank genome assembly